Homarus americanus (American lobster) is the source of this 2777-nucleotide messenger RNA. It is a transcript of the gene Argl, whose product is annotated as argininosuccinate lyase-like. The record is from RefSeq and is a predicted model, not a curated record. Gene Ontology annotation, molecular function: argininosuccinate lyase activity. Bases 251 to 1720 code for a protein of 489 amino acids. NCBI's taxonomy places the organism in Eukaryota, Metazoa, Arthropoda, Malacostraca, Decapoda, Nephropidae. Gene Ontology annotation, cellular component: cytosol. The transcript has 11 exons.
UUUUAUGAGAACAGUUCAGGCCGGGAUAAUUUGAAUGACUCAUGCACAAUCAUCUGCACACAUAAAUACUUUGGUCUGGCUCCAAGCCCAAGGACUCCAGUCUCCAACUCUCCAUCAGUCUCCAACUCUCCAUCAGUCUCACAGACAUCCCUUGAAUCCAGUUCUGUACAGUAUUGCCUCCCCGACGUCCCACUACUGCUUUAAUACUAUACUACUUUUGAAGCUUAAGAUUUAAUUCAAAUUAAUCAACAUGGAUUCUGAAGCAAAGCCAGUGGCAGCGGUCCCUAAUGCAGCAGCCUCUAGUGCAGCGGCCCCUAAUCCAGCGGACUCGGAGGGGAUGAAGCUGUGGGGUGGCAGGUUUGAUGGCUCAACUGACCCUGUUAUGGAACAGUUCAAUGCAUCCAUGUCAUAUGAUAAGGCAAUGUGGAAACAGGAUAUACAAGGCAGCAUUGCUUAUGCCAAAGCACUUCAUAAGGCCAACCUAUUAACUGAAGAGGAGAGCACCAACAUUAUUGCUGGUCUAGAGGUUGUGAAAAGUGAAUGGGCCAGUGAGACAUUCCUUAUUCAGCCAGGUGAUGAAGACAUCCACACUGCUAAUGAACGCAGACUCAAGGAAAUUGUUGGUGACGUCGGUGGGAAGGUUCAUACAGGAAGGAGUCGUAAUGACCAGGUGGCUGUUGAUAUGAGGUUGUGGCUUCGUGAACAUAUAUCACUUCUUGUGCCUCACCUUAUUAAACUGCUUCAGGUAUUUAUUGAACGUGCCAAGAAGGAGAAGACAAUUUUGAUGCCGGGUUAUACGCACCUCCAGAGAGCACAACCCAUCCGCUGGUCACACUGGCUGUUGAGCCAUGUGUGGCCUAUAGUAAUGGAUUUGAAGCGUCUUCAAAGUCUAUACUUGCGUGUCAACAUCUGUCCUCUGGGGUCAGGAGCCUUAGCUGGAAACCCCUUUAGGAUUUACAGGGAAGGCUUGGCUAAAGAACUUGGCUUUCAAGAAGUCACAAGAAAUAGCCUCCAUGCAGUUGGCGAUCGGGAUUUUGUUGUGGAAUAUAUGUUUUGGGCCAGUUUGUUAAGUAUACACUUGAGUCGCCUGGCUGAAGACCUCAUCCUGUUCUCCACCAGCGAGUUCGGCUUCGUGAAACUUUCUGAUGCAUAUGCCACUGGCAGUUCUCUGAUGCCCCAGAAGAAGAACCCAGAUAGUCUUGAACUGAUAAGAGGGAAGGCAGGAACUAUGGCAGGAAAUCUGUGUGGCUUUUUGAUGGUGUUGAAAGGAUUACCAUCAACUUAUAACAAAGAUCUACAAGAAGACAAAGUGAAAAUGUUUGAGACAGCUUCUACAAUGUUGGGGAUUCUUCAAGUGGCUGCUGGAACAGUGGCCACACUUACGGUAAAUGAGAAUGCCUGUCGAGAGGCCUUGUCUGAGGAGAUGCUUGCAACUGAUGUUGCCUAUUAUCUUGUGAAGAAAGGGAUGGCAUUCCGUAAUGCACAUGGGAAAGCAGGUGAAGUGGUAAAGUUGUCAGAGGAGCUUGGAUGCCCCUUGUCUGAACUUACCCUUGAUCAGCUUACCAAAAUUAGUCCCCUGUUUGCAGAAGAUAUUUCAUCUGUAUGGAAUUAUGAACACAGUGUUGAACAAUAUGAAGCAACUGGUGGGACAGCACUUAGCAGUGUCAACACACAGAUUACUGAAGCUGAAGAUUUCAUCAACACUUUCACACUACAGUAACCCAAGAAGGUCAUUAAAUUAGCUGCAAACAAAGCAAUUGAAAUUUUGAUGAUUUUCAACUUGUAGAAUUUUAUUUCUAAUCUUUUUUUAUUUUUAGUUUUUUGGAUGGAGCUUCAAGAAAAGUGUAAGGACUGGUUUUCAUAGUUGUAGUAGUAGUAGAAGUUUACCACUUGUAGACAGGAUCUCCUGUGUACUGAAUGAACUCAUCUGGCCUUAACCAAAUAAAAUGUUAAAAGUGGUGUCCUUGUAGUGAAGUGGUUAAGCGCCAUAAUUAAAAAACUGGCCCUAUGAUUUUUAUUUAUGAAUUUUAGGACCUUUGACUCUUAAAGUAUAUUUGAAGUAAUAUAUAACUUAUUUCAGGUUUUAUAUGUUUUGUGAUAUUUAAAGAGCCUCAUAAAAAACUGGCUGAACAUUUUUUUUUUUUUUUUCAAAUAUUCAAGGAUAAUGGCCAUUGUCAGAUAUACUGUAUGCACAUAUAGAGAUCUGUAGCUUGAAUCGUUUUAAAUCUGCAUAGAUGCCUUUUUUUUUUCUUUUAUUGCUUCCCUUUUUAGAGGCCAGUACUGUCACUCCAUCUGGUCCCCAAGAUAUGUUAGAGACAGUCAUUUGAUUGAAAACAUUCAAAGAUUGGUUCCUUCAUUGUGGUACAGUUGGCUCCACUCCUGCAUUUACAACUUAGCAUUGCCAAUCUUCUCUCUCCCUGAGGUGCGAACACUGAACUCUGAUUUCAAAAGUAUUCGCGAGAGGGUGAGAGGAGGGGUGUGUCGGGGUAGGUGUCUUUUUGUGGUGGGAACACGGGGUACUGUGGGUGAGGAGAAAAGUGUACAGUAUAUCAAUUGGGAGAGAUUACAAUGCAGAAUAAUGCUUUGACAAAAGAGGUUUCUUCAGCCGAGUGUAACCGUCUAGAGCUUGCCAGAUGAAAAUACUAUGUUUCAAUAGGAUGAGAGAGAGGGAUGAAUUCAUGUUCUAAGUGAGAUGUUCCUUUACAAAAUGGGGCAUUUACAGUAGGAGCAAAUGUAUAAUGAAUAUGCUUGAAUCUAUAAUAUAUCUUGUAGAAGCA